GGAUGGGCAGUCACAGAAGCAGCCAUUAGUAUAGCAUAAAGAAUCUGGACUUCUGGGUUUGCCGGUUGUACCACUGAGAAAGGACUAAGAAUGAGGAGACCAAGCCUUAGAGGAACCUGAAAGGAACCAGGAAUGGGGACGAUGUCCACACUGCCCCUGGAGGUCAUGCCCAACUCCACAGUGUUUACUCUGUCUGGGAUCAAUGCCAGCUGGGAGAGCAGAUACGUUUUCUUCUGCAUAACGUUUCUUUACUACCUUGUCAUUAUCGCUGUAAACCUGAUAAUAAUUGUCACAGUUGCCCUGAGGGAGCCGCUCCACGAGCCCAUGUACGUGUUCCUGUGUAACCUCUGUCUCAACGGACUGUAUGGAACCUCAGGGUUCUACCCCAAGUUCCUGUAUGAUCUGCUCUCUGACGUCCAAGAAAUCUCGCGGUCAGGAUGCUUCGUUCAGUUGUUUGUCAUUUACUCUGCUGUCCUGUGUGACUUUUCCACGUUAACAGUGAUGUCUUAUGACAGGUCUGUGGCCAUAUGCAGGCCGUUGGAGUAUCACACAGUCAUGACGCGGGGGACCGUCUUUAAACUGAUUGUGUUUUCAUGGUUUCUUCCCAUUUCUAUUAUGUUUCUUACUCUUGUCCUAAGCUCUGGUGUAACUCUCUGUGGAUCACACAUUGAGAAGCUCUACUGUGAAAACUGGGCUGUUGUUAAAAUGACUUGCACUUCAAAUUUAGCUAAUAAUGUUUUGGGGUAUUUUGUAAUUGUUAUAUAUUUUGGUCACGUGAUAUUCAUUCUUUUUUCUUAUGUGAAACUGAUCAAAACCAGCUUGAAGUCAGCAGCGAACCGCAGUAAAUUCAUUCAGACGUGUACUCCACAUUUACUCUCGUUAAUUAACGUGACAGUGGCCUCGCUGUUUGAUAUGAUGUACAGUCGAUACGGAUCCAGAGAUUUCCCACAGGGCUUACGCCACUUCCUGGCAUUAGAAUUCCUCAUAGUACCUCCUCUUCUCAAUCCCUUGAUUUAUGGCCUGAAAUUGAGUAAGGUCCGAAAUGAGGUGUUGAAGCAUGUGAUUAGUUACAUUGUAAAAUUUUAAGUAAUUCAGUGUCACAUGCGUCAUGGCAACUUGUGUCUCUCUCUGAUGCCACGUUGCCAGGGAGACCUUCUUCACUUCCAUCCCAGUGCUGAUGGAGCAGUCCCAGAGCCAUUCAGGAUAGGGCCCCCUUUUGUCAGAGGGUGAUACAGGUUAGCGUACAGGACUCAGGACUCCAUUGGAAUGGUUAAUUUAUUUGGUUAUUGCUUUUUAAUCUGUUUCUCACCCAUAUGUUCCUCUUUAGCUUGUGACCUUUUGGUGUGACCAUCUUCUAUUUUUGAUGUUUCUCCCUGCACAUGAAUCCAAAUAAAAUGUUCCAGAGACACAUGGCAAAGUGUUUAAAUUGUGCCCUUGAGAGGUAAAGGGGGCUAUCCCACAUUUUUGACCCCUACCCCCUUUUUAUUGAAUAUUUUUAAUUGGAUAAGUUGUUAUUAUCUCUGUCAUACCUCUGUGCUACCUAUGAUAUAUAUCAAUUGUAGGGUAUAGGCACACAGAUUUUGAAAAAAAAAUUUCAACUUUGGAGCUCGUUUUGUCAAAACUUUGUUUUUGUGGGUUAGCCCACUUUACCUCUCAAGGGCAUAACUGACCUGUUAACUAACAAAAAUUGUAAUUUAAAAAUAAACAAAAGAAAAAAUAAUAAUAUCCGAGAGUUUCUGAUUCUUCUUCUGCUGCCUGACUCCUCCCCAUUCUCUCUGUCUUUUCAGCCAUCCUGUUUCUUUCAUAGAAUCAGGUGCUCCUGUAGCUGAACAAGUAGAUCGUCGUAUGCUUACAAUGUGAAUAUUGUGGAUUUGUGUCCCAGGGCGAGCACAGAAAUUGCGGCCCGUCCCUGUACU
Brienomyrus brachyistius is the source of this 1916-nucleotide messenger RNA. RefSeq names its product olfactory receptor 1D2-like. Gene Ontology annotation, cellular component: membrane. Lineage: Eukaryota; Metazoa; Chordata; Actinopteri; Osteoglossiformes; Mormyridae. Bases 133 to 1086 code for a protein of 317 amino acids. The record is from RefSeq and is a predicted model, not a curated record. Gene Ontology annotation, biological process: G protein-coupled receptor signaling pathway. The transcript has 4 exons. Gene Ontology annotation, molecular function: olfactory receptor activity; G protein-coupled receptor activity.